CUCAUUCUGCACUGGCUGCUGUCAGCACGCAGAGUCUGAACGGCAAGGCGGAACGCUUUUACUCCACCAAACCGUGUGUUGACACGCUAGUCAUGAAACUAUCUCUUUGGAUAUCGGACUGUCCUAAAACCCCAGAUGACAAGCCUUAACCCGGAGCGAAACGGUAGGAGUAUGAAUCCUCUCUGGACUGCGAGAGCUGUGCUAGAGCUGGAUUCAAAAUAAAACAGGUGGCUUUCACAUUGGACUCUUAAACAUCUGAUUCAGGCCGGUAAAGCAAGAUAAAGAAAGAGAGGGUUGAACAUCUGCUGAACACAUCAGCGGAAGGCUGUCACCAGGUGGGCUGUAUGCUGUGGCUUUGGAGAGGAACUCAGAGGACUUCUUCAUGCCCACAGGCCUCGGCUGUUCACAGGGGGGAUGAUCUGGAGCACUGCACACAGGCCUAUCAUUAGGCCAUUGGGGCCCAUGCUAAGGAAUGGAUAGUUUUGCCACUAAAUAUUAUAGUGCAACUUCCCUUUAACUAUGGGGCACCGGUGAAUGAUUGGUAUGGAAAUCUUUUUUUUCCUUGGAAUCAGCUCAAGCAGCAGUUAAGGCUAAGCAAAGCACAUUUUAUUUGCUUUUUAGGAUUGAUGUACUUUGACAUUUUUAUAUAAAUGUGUCUUCAUAGCAUUUUUUUUUUUUUAGUUGGCUAGCAUUAUAUCAUCACAUAACAGACUUUAAGAUUUAUGAAUAAACAAAGACCAUGGCGGCUACCUAUCGCAUAGUCGUCAGUAGCAUAAACUGUUACAACAGCGUUGUAAUAGACCGUCGUGUCCAACACACUGUACACUACUGUAAUGGACCCUGUGGUGCACUAAAACAUGGACUGAACUGCACAGUGGCUCACCGCAGCACUUGUGCUGAAGUUCUUGAUACCCCCAUAUCCAGAAACUGUUCUGACCAGCCCAUCUCUAUUCUUGAGUCUAAAACAUUGGAGAACGGCAACACCGUGUCUGGGGCCUUCUGUGACGACUACCACCAGGUCGUCCCCAGAGUCAAGAAAGGAUCUGCCAUCCAAAGCUCAGCAAGCCUCAAGGAUAUUACAGGGGAAGCCAUUAACCUGGCCAGCGGGAAAAUCAAGGAAUUUUCAUUUGAAAAGAUUAAGUACUCCGCCAGUCAUGUGACUUUCAGAAAGGGCCGUAAGGUUCGGCCAGACUCCUUCAGCAGGAGAUCCACUGAUCUAGACAUAAUCUAUGGCCAGUUCACAGGCAAUGAUGAGAACUGUCCUCCAUUUGGCCUGUUUCAGAAAUCUGUACUCGAAGAGCAUAAGCUGAGUCGCAGCGCAUCCCUGGAGCAGAACCUAAACAAUGUAGCCACGCUCUACCUGAAUAGCCUCACAGAGGAGAACCUAAUUACCCGCAUACUUGAGAAGACCAAGGCUGACAGCAGUGCAUCAGGAGAAGACAUUAAAGCCUGUCUGGACAUUCUCCUCAAGUGCUCUGAAGAUCUGAAGAAGUGCACGGACAUCAUCAAACAGUGCAUCAAAAGAAAGUCAAUGGGGGGAAGCAGCGAUGACUCUGGGAAUCCUGAAGCCAUUUAUAAAAAUGUGAUGGCUCGUCUUUCCAACUAUUUGAAGAGGCUUCCUCUUGAGCUGGAACAGGGGCAAACUGUGAGGCAGGAGCACAGUGAGCUUGCCGAACUAGUUAACAGUAUACACGGGCUGCAACAAAUCCCCUUCUCCCCUAUUUUUGGCAAUGAGCAACCUCCGCGAUACGAGGACGUUGUUCAGUCUCCUCCGCCCACGAAGCCUCGGACUAAACCCUCCCAGUCUGAACCUCCAGAUAGCUCUAGGGAUCUUGUAUGCAACGUGAAAGCCAUUCAGAGCCUCCCUGGUUUAUCAGCACGUACACCUUCAUCAACUAAUGGGUUCCCACAUGGCAGUCUAACUUCAGCUUCCAGUAGCGGUUCAACACCUUUCAACUGCCACCACACGGUUUCAACCAGCCGACCGGACACAUUCUCUUCCACAAACUCUCUUUUGUCUAGCAGUAGCGAAAGUCUCUGUAAGGAUGCCAUGGAGGCUCUGUAUAUCGAGGAGGAGGAUUCAGAUGUGGGAAGGAUGCCUGACAGGGCAGUUAAAGGGGAUGGGAAGCACAGCUGUAGUCUUUCAGAGCCCAGACCUUACUCCAAAAGAACCACUGGCUACUCUGAGCUUAGUGGUGGUGUUUCAGAUAAACUCCAUGAGCUUAGCAGAAACGGAACUGUGUUCAAGCCUAAAAACGACUCAACUGUCAACCAGAUGUACUUGCCAAAAAGCACAGAUUCCAGACUGUUCUCAAGGUCAAUCUCACACAUUAAUAAAGGGGGAGGUGAUGACAUUGAUAAACUUUUGAUGGACCUGGAGUGUCUUUCCCAGAACAUGCAAAAGGAGCCUCCACUGCCCCCUAAACUUAAAAACUGUGCCCAGCAGACAGGUUCCCCCCAGCAUUUAAUUGGUAACUCAGUGGCUAAAGAUCUACCCGUGGUGUGUUUGUCUAGACCCUCGGUGGUCAAGCCACCCGAGCCAGGGGUUGAGGCCGCUGAGGAGGACGAUGGAGCUCUGCUGCUCAGGAUUCUUGAGAGCAUUGAGAGCUUUGCUCAGGAGCUGGUGGAGAGUGGAGCUGGGAGAGGAACUCAGUCUAAGGAACGAGAGGUCAUGCGUCUUCUCCAGGACACGCUGGCCAGCACUAAAGCAGAGGUGGCUCCGCUUCCACUUCCUGUGCCUUCGUCUGAGACUGCACCUACACCUCCACCUACACCAACACCCUCAAGUGCACCUGCUGCCAUACUAACACCUGUUUCUACUGUGAGGGACACAGGCUCAACACUUCUCAUUCAACAGACGCCCGAAGUCAUCAGGAUCCAGCCUGAGAAGAAACCUGGAACACCUCCUCCAGCUCUUGCACCUGCACCCUCCUCGCCAACCCCACGGUCACCCAGUCCUCCGCCAGCCAAAGUGGUGGCCACGCCCCCACCCUCCUCCAUAAACAUUCCACGCUUCUACUUCCCCAAAGGCCUUCCAAACUGUGCAGCCAACUAUGACGAGGCCAUUGCCAAAAUUGAGGCAGCCUUCACAGAGUUUGAGGAGGAGAAAGCUGACAUUUAUGAAAUGGGGAAGAUAGCAAAGGCAUGCGGAUGUCCCCUCUAUUGGAAAUCACCAAUGUUCAUUUGCGCUGGUGGAGAGAGAACAGGUUUUGUUUCUGUUCACUCAUUCAUUGCAACAUUUAGAAAGUUAUUGCACAGCUGCUACGAUGAUGCAUCCAAGUUUGUUUACUUGCUGGCCAAACCAGGCUGCAAUUACCUGGAACAAGAAGAUUUCAUCCCUCUAUUACAGGACAUUGUGGACACUCAUCCAGGCCUGACAUUUUUGAAAGAUGCUCCUGAAUUCCAUUCCCGGUACAUCACAACAGUGAUUCAGAGAAUAUUUUAUACGGUCAAUCGCUCCUGGACAGGCAAGAUCAACAUGACAGAGCUCAGAAGAAGCAACUUCCUCCAGACUCUCGCCCUGCUGGAAGAAGAGGACGACAUCAAUCAAAUUACAGAUUAUUUCUCUUAUGAGCACUUCUAUGUCAUUUACUGUAAGUUCUGGGAGCUGGACACUGACCAUGACCUCUUCAUUGACCCCAAGGACCUGGCCAGGUACAAUGACCAUGCUUCAUCGAGCAGAAUCAUUGAGAGGCUGUUCUCAGGAUCUGUUACAAGGGGAAACUCAGUGCAGAGAGAAGGAAGAAUGAGCUACGCUGAGUUUGUUUGGUUCCUCAUUUCAGAAGAGGACAAAAAGAACCCCACGAGUAUAGAGUACUGGUUCCGCUGUAUGGAUAUGGAUGGAGAUGGUGUUCUGUCCAUGUUUGAACUGGAGUUUUUCUAUGAGGAGCAGUGUGAACGCAUGGAGGGGAUGGGCAUUGAACCACUGCCCUUCCAGGAUCUCCUGUGCCAGAUGCUGGACUUAGUUAAACCAGAAUGCCCAGGUAAAAUUACUCUUCGAGAUUUGAAGCGCUGCAGGAUGGCACAUAUAUUCUACGACACAUUUUUCAAUCUGGAGAAGUACCUGGACCAUGAGCAGAGAGAUCCCUUUGCAGUGCAGAAGGAUUUGGAUAGUGACGGUCCAGAGCCCUCAGACUGGGACAAGUAUGCUUCCGAAGAGUAUGAGAUUCUUGUGGCAGAGGAGACAGCCAAUGAACAGCUACGAGAGGGAUCUUUCGACGACGAUUACGAGUCCGAUGAGCUCACGGUCUCCUCAGACAUUGGAAGUAAAAUGGAUAAGCUGGUCAUAUCUGAUUUAUCUGCAUAAGUUGCCAUUUUUGUCUACACACCAUGACGUUGAAUGGAUAACCACCACGCCAUAUUUUCCCUGACGUGUCAAAAAGGGAAAAACGUUUUUCUACAUUUCAUUAAGGACAUUUGUGUGUGUGUGUGUGUGUGCAUGUGUGCAAUAGAACCACAUCUAAAACCAAAAGGCUUCAGACUCCCACAAAAAGGCUUUAUGUGCAAUAUGUCUUAACAUGUAAAUGUAAACUCAAUGUUUUUCACUCUCAUACUGAUAAUUACAUCCACUCCCAAACUAAACUGCCGGCUGGUUCCAUCCACCCUUCACAAAGACUUUGAUGUGAAAAAAGGACUUUUUAGUAACUUAAGAAUGAGUUUAGAAUGUGCUUUAAUGUGAGUGAAACUAUAUGCUGCCAUAUAUUUUUAAAGGGUGGGGAGGGAAAUACUAGAGAGACUUUAUACUUGUGUGGCCCGUAGUUCACGGAAACUAGUCCUCUCAGAUUAAACCAGACAUUUAAGUCCUGAGAUCAGCACAUAUCUUGUGCUAUGCUGUGUUGCACAUUAUGUUUAAGGGACGUGGCAACGGUGCAAACGUGUUGCUCCCAGUGGUCACUGAUGGUAUUGCAUGUUGUUGCUUAAAGAUAAGACUUUUUAAGUGUUUGAACUUAAUUACAGACA
Molecule: messenger RNA, 4959 nt
Organism: Rhinichthys klamathensis goyatoka
Lineage: Eukaryota; Metazoa; Chordata; Actinopteri; Cypriniformes; Leuciscidae
Gene: ppp2r3a
Product: protein phosphatase 2, regulatory subunit B'', alpha
Exons: 15
Coding region: 740-4306 (1188 amino acids)
Biological process (GO): protein dephosphorylation
Cellular component (GO): protein phosphatase type 2A complex
Molecular function (GO): calcium ion binding; protein phosphatase regulator activity
Source: RefSeq, a predicted model, not a curated record